CCAUUUGCCAGCGCUGGCUUGGCGGUUUCAAUACCGCCGGCCAGGAACAGGAUGGGAAGGUUGAUACCUGACCAUGUGUUUACCUCGAGGGCCAAGCCUCGUGAUGCAUGUUGUAUAAGUAUGCCCGCCAUGUCUCUGUUUUGAGAAUCACCAGGUCGCUUUCCCUUCAGCUACAAGAUACCUGCUCCAGUCACUCACUCCAAAGAAUUCUUUCGGUCAAUCCUCACAAUGAAGUCCUUCUUCGCUCUCGCCCUUCCCGCCCUUGCCCUCGCGGCACCAGUUCCCCAGGAAGAUGAAAUGAGCGUUCAGAUCGUCGGCGGUGUCCCAGCUGUUGCUGGUGACGCCCCCUUCAUUGUCGCCAUCUCCCGCAGCGGAAACGCUCACUGCGGAGGUUCUUUGAUUGAUUCUACUACGGUUGUCACCGCUGCUCACUGCACGCAACCCUACGCCGUCAACACCCUCACCAUCCGCGCAGGAUCUCUGCAACGCACUUCCGGUGGAGUCACCUCCAACGUUGCUUCCAAGAGGGUUCACCCCAACUACAACGCCAACACGUACGAGAACGACAUUGCGGUCAUCAAGCUCAGCACCCCCAUUCCCGAGAGCGACACCAUCAAGUACGCCAAGCUCGCAGCUUCCGGCAGCGACCCUGCUGCUGGUACCACCCUUACCGUCGCCGGCUGGGGAUCCACCCGCUCGGGCGGCUCUGCCACGACCGAACUUCGCAAGGUUGACGUUCCCGUCGUUGCCCGCGCUACGUGCGACUCCAACUACCAACCCGAGGGAUUGAGCGUCACCAGCGACAUGUUCUGCGCUGCUCCCAGCGGCGGAGGCAAGGACUCUUGCCAGGGUGACAGCGGAGGCCCAAUCUUCGACUCGAGCAAGACGUUGGUCGGAACCGUCUCCUGGGGUAUUGGCUGCGCUCAGGCCGGCUAUCCCGGUGUCUACGCUCGCGUUGGCGCUCAGAUUCCCUUCAUCACCGGCUCUUAG
This is a messenger RNA of Periconia digitata, 990 nucleotides long. Lineage: Eukaryota; Fungi; Ascomycota; Dothideomycetes; Pleosporales; Periconiaceae. The record is from the annotation of a GenBank genome assembly.